Molecule: messenger RNA, 821 nt
Organism: Ectocarpus sp. CCAP 1310/34
Lineage: Eukaryota; Phaeophyceae; Ectocarpales; Ectocarpaceae
Source: the annotation of a GenBank genome assembly
AUGUAUGUGGUAAGGACUAGUGACUUGGUGAUUACAUUCAGGAGGGGUAGUGCAGCAGGGUUGAGCAUGGAGGUGUUCGCAGACCCAGACUAUGUAUGCAAGGCUGCCGAUAGGAAGUCUGUGUCAGGAGGAUUGGUGAUGUGUGGGGGGGGUUGUAUUUCUGGGUUUUCAAGGACGCAAAAGUGCGUUACGUUGAGCACGACAGAGGCGGAGUAUGUCUCCCUUGCGGAUGUGAUGAAGGAAGUGUUGUUUCUGAGGCAGGUAUGGCGUUUUAUGUUGCCAGAAGCAGGCAUGCCGUGUAUUCCGGUGUUCGAGGAUAACCAGGGGGCUAUUCAGUUGGCGCAGAACCCGAUUAGCAACAGUAACCCGAAGCACAUCGACGUAAGGCACCACUUUAUCAGGGAACUGGUAGGCAGGAAGGAGAUUUCGAGUUUUCACGUGGAAUCAGCGUAUCAACAUGCUGACUUCCUCACGAAGGCAAUUCACGUCGGAGAUUUUGAGUUUCGUCGUAAUUUCGUGAUGAGUGUGGGACAGGAACGGUAGGUUUGGAUUUAUUUGUGUUUGAUCAAAGAACUAGGGUGGCAUUGUUUUACAUGUUUGCCUAUGGUGUUCUCAAUGAAUGGUUCUCUAGGUUGGGGGGCAAUUGGAUCGCUAUGAUUAUCGAAAAACUACAACUGGAAUGAUCGGGGAUGGAAAUAUAUUUCUAGCCGAGAAGGCUAUUGUUGCAGAUUCGAGUUGUGUCUUGGAUUAUCUUCUUGUGUUUUGGAGUUGCUGAAAGAUCAUGAAGACAUGGCAUAGUCACCAGCAGGGGGGCUGAUAGA